CCAUGGAGAACCUCGAGCUUCAUUUCCUCUGGCAAGCAUCCCCUCUACUAAUCCGUCUUAUUACCCUCAGCCCGUCCGGAAAUGUCGCACAGCCACUCUCAUGAUGGUGCGUCGCAUUCGCACUCUGCCGCCGACCACGGGCAUACCCAUGAGAUCCUCGACGGGCCGGGCAGCUAUGUGGGACGUGAAAUGCCAAUCAUCGAGGGACGAGAUUGGGAGGACCGGUCGUUUACCGUUGGAAUUGGAGGACCCGUAGGAUCCGGAAAGACUGCCCUUAUGCUGGCUCUCUGCAAGCAUCUCCGAACACGCUUCUCCAUAGCCGCAGUGACCAAUGACAUCUUCACCCGCGAGGACUGCGAGUUCCUGACCAAGAACAAUGCUCUACCCGCCGAGCGCAUUGUCGCCGUCGAAACCGGAGGCUGCCCCCACGCGGCUGUCCGUGAAGACAUUUCCGUGAACCUUAUGACUCUGACCAACCUCCACCACAAGUUCAAUACCGACCUGCUCCUCAUUGAAUCCGGCGGUGACAACCUUGCCGCAAACUACUCGCGCGAACUCGCCGACUUCAUCAUCUACGUCAUUGAUGUCUCAGGAGGCGAUAAAAUCCCCAGGAAGGGUGGACCUGGUAUCACACAGUCAGACCUGCUGGUCGUGAACAAAAUCGAUCUUGCUGAGGCUGUAGGCGCGGACCUCAAUGUCAUGGAGAGGGACAGCAGGAGGAUGCGCGAAGGGGGGCCGACCAUUUUCGCCGUUGUAAAGAGGGACCAGGGUGUCGACGCCAUUGUGGAUUUGAUUCUGUCUGCGUGGAAGGCUUCGGGCGCGACACAGGCACGCAAACAAAAGUUUGAGCCUACCUUGAUGAGUGAAGAGGGCAAAGAGAGGAGCUACAGCAUGAACUGAUGUAAAAGUCAUGAGAAAUAGCAAAGAAGUUUAAUCAUUCAUGAGGGUGGAUCAAGAUGACGUUGACUCACUUACAAAUCACCCCUGAAUCCAUAACCAGUAUCCGACCGUACCAGCCAUCUGUGCUGCAUAUUCAAUUCACUUUUCGACUACCAAGCGGUACCACCAAUCUGCCCGCAUUCUGGCAACCCAAGCACCUCCCCAUAGCCUAGCGCCUCACGCCGCCCAUGGCCUCUCGUAACGUCUCCAGACCCUUCUCCAACAUGGCCCUCCUCGCUUCC
Messenger RNA from Bipolaris sorokiniana ND90Pr, 1181 nucleotides. RefSeq lists its product as uncharacterized. The record is from RefSeq and is a predicted model, not a curated record. Gene Ontology annotation, molecular function: nickel cation binding; GTPase activity. The transcript is spliced from 3 exons. Bases 82 to 900 code for a protein of 272 amino acids. NCBI's taxonomy places the organism in Eukaryota, Fungi, Ascomycota, Dothideomycetes, Pleosporales, Pleosporaceae.